This is a messenger RNA of Cuculus canorus (common cuckoo), 655 nucleotides long. It is a transcript of the gene OXLD1, whose product is annotated as oxidoreductase like domain containing 1. The record is from RefSeq and is a predicted model, not a curated record. Gene Ontology annotation, cellular component: mitochondrion. The transcript has 2 exons. The coding region runs from base 20 to 451 and encodes 143 amino acids. NCBI's taxonomy places the organism in Eukaryota, Metazoa, Chordata, Aves, Cuculiformes, Cuculidae.
CGGGGCAGGGACGGCCCGGAUGCUGCUGCGGGGGGCGCGGCGGCUGGCGGGGGGGCUCCGGGGGGAGCCCCGGGCUGACACCAACAGCUGUCGGAGGGUGCUCAGGGCAGGGGUCCCGCACCCCCCCAACACCUCCCGCCUUCGGGAACUUUCGGACACCUCAGCAAAUGCCGGUGGCACCUCGGAGAGCCCAGGGAGCGACGGUGGGCCGGGGUCCCAUCAAGGCAAGGUGUGGGUCUCUCCUGGCACCCCCACGCUGCCCCCACCGCCCACCCACUGUUGCGGGACCGGCUGCCCCAACUGCGUCUGGCUCGGCUACGUGGAGGAGCUGCUGGAGCGGUACCGGGAUGGCGGUGCCCAGGCCUUGGCCGUCAUCGAGGAGCACGUGGAGGAUGAGAACAUUAAAACGAUCCUCAAGAUGGAGAUCAGGCUACGCACGGGGAAGAACUGAUCCUCUCCUAACCCCCAAAAAUCCAGUGGGUGACACCCUCCGGCAGCCUUUGCUCUGGGCUGGAUGGUGGGACUCGGAUUCAGCUUAUUUAAACUAUUUAUUUGAGUGUUGAGUGGUGGGAUUGGGAUAUCCCAAGCCCUUCCAAAGACCUGCGUGGCAUCGCACCCGGGAUGCUCUGUGUGUUUGAAUACAGGCAGUGCCACA